AUGUCCGACUCGGUCCAUCUCUCUCGCUUCCCAAUCUCCUCCAUACGUCCAGAUGGUCCUCAAAACACUCCCUCAGUACCACCACAUACUCCCCCAAAGCCAGUCUUUCCGCGGUAUGACCCUCUUCAUGUCCUCUGCCGUGAACCCACCCCACCUCCACCCACAAAGCAGUCUUUUGAAUCGAUUGUGCACACGCUACAGGUGGCACCCGGUAUCCUAGCCAAUGGCGUCCUUACUGUGAUGCUUCCUGCUGUCCGCGAGUUUCUCAGCGCUGCUGCCAGAGCCCCACCUGCAGCGCCUGAACUCCCGAGCGACACCAGGGUAUUAGCGCUUGCUGCCCUUGCCGUCUUCUACCGUCCGCUGCACCCUGCACAUUGGGUGUUUUGGAACAAGGAGCAGAAGAAGAGGACUGCAGCAGUUGUGCAGAGUGUACUCGAUACCACUCCCACUCCCAUCAUCUCGCCCAUCGGCUGGAUAGCCACCCAAGACAACCUAUGGAUUCUUGGUUCCCUGCAACACGCUUAUUCUAGUGCGCUCUCUUCCCAACCUUGGUACACCGCCUACGUACCCUCUGAAAGUGAAACCCGUAUGAGUCUCCGCAAGCGCAAACCCACCUUGUUGCAAGAACAAGCCCUCGAAGAUGAUGAUGACGAACUCCUCGCGCUUCCUCCACCCAGGAAGCGCGCAAAGACGCGCAGGACUGCCACAGCUGCCAGGAGUCCGAGGAAACCGGAAGAAUCCUCCCUUCCUGACAAGGCGGAGCCAGAGGAGGUGCCUGAUGAAGUCGAAGCAGGCAACGCACUACUGGAACCGGAAAUGGAUAUAAUGCUAACGCGCGCGGCGAAGCGCGAGCUCAUCGAAGCGCCCGUGCUAGCACAGGAAGCGGAGAAAUCUGUCUCACCGGAGCCGCGUAGGAGCCAGCGGAAGAAAGGCGACUCGCCGGCGUCUUCGGCGACCACUCUCACGCGCACCCACUCGCGGGAGUUGUCGAUGGAGUCUGUGGAGGGAGCUGAAAGUGCCGGAAGUAGCACUGUUUGCGAGGAGGAGCCAGACAAGGAGAAAGAAAAGAAGGGUCGUGUGGACAAGGCCGUUAAGCGUCUUGACAAGAACGAGGAGGAGGGAGAUGACGAGGAAAUAGAGGAGAAGAAACCUGCUCCCGCCAAGAGACCUCGCGCUUCAGCUUCUCGUGCGAAGCCGAGGUCUAGGGCCGCACCAAAGAAAACUACGAACACCAAUACCUCUCCUGAGGAAGACGCGGAGAACGCAGAUGAUACUCCUGCGCCUCCUGCGCCCAAGCCGAAGUCGCGCUCCCGCCCAAGGACGCGCAGGCGAUAG
This is a messenger RNA of Suillus paluster, 1335 nucleotides long. RefSeq lists its product as uncharacterized. Lineage: Eukaryota; Fungi; Basidiomycota; Agaricomycetes; Boletales; Suillaceae. The transcript is spliced from 2 exons. The record is from RefSeq and is a predicted model, not a curated record. The coding region runs from base 1 to 1335 and encodes 444 amino acids.